AUGUCGCUAUCACCAGAAAAAGCCUCCUCCGACACCGUCCAAGUCGGGCAGGAAGGCGACUCGUCCACGAGCAACCUGGCGCCCUUCGAAGCAGACUGGACGGUGGAAGAGGAGCGGAGACUGGUCCGGCGGAUCGACUCGAUUGUGAUGCCGUUGUUGAUGCUUGCUUUCUUUGCGCUGCAGCUGGAUAGGGGGAAUAUAAAGGUUCAAAUGGCUGAUAGUUUAUUUUAUCUUCAGUGGAAACGCCCUGACGGAUUUCUUCCUCCGAGACGUGGGAAUCACGCAGGACCAGUACAACGUCGGGCAGCAGUUGCUGUCACUGGGAAUCGUCGUUCUGGAGAUCACAAAUCCGGUAAAUCUGAUGAACGAACGAUACAGGAGCUUAGUUGCGACAUUCCAAGCUUUCCAGAAAGGUCUCGGCGCGUUCUUGAGCACGAGGUUGCUCCUGGGAUCGAAGGACUGUUUGGCAUCCUCGUCGGAAUCAUCUUCAUCCUCUUCUUCCCCCAGAGCACCGCCAACCCAGUCAAUCUCCUCCGGACGCAGUACUUUACCGAACGAGAGACCCAGAUCCUCGUCCGUCGACUUCUUCUGGACGAUCCGAGCAAACACCACCGCCACAAGAACAUCACCCGGCAGGAGAUUCUCCGCACGGUAGGUUCAGUCGUAACGCACGAUUCUUCCCACCAGCUGACAAGGCGUUAUGCAGCUCGGAAACUGGCGUCUCUACCCGCACGUCAUCCUGACGAUCGCCGGCCUGGCACCGUCGUCGACAAUGUGGUCGUAUGCCCCGACGCUCAUCAACUCGUUUGGGUAUCCACGACUAAAGUCGAAUGCCCUCGUCUCGGUCGGGCAGUGGCUGCAGCUGGUACUGAAUGUGCUAUGGGGGAUGGCGGCCUGGCCAAUCGUCUCGCCAUUUAUUCGCACAAUCAUCAGGAACGAUACGCCCUUCUUACGCUUGCUAUUACGGUUUCUACGAUUUGGCGUACGUCAUCUCACAACAUACAACAUACAUACAUAUUGCAAUAUGCUUUGCUAAUCGAGAGGUUUCCUACAGACCCCGUCAACGGCUCCUGGAUGGCCCUCAACGCCCGCACCGCCGGCGAACGCUCCAUCACCCUGGCCAUCUUCAUCAUGGCCGCCAACUCCUCCGGCAUCGUGGGAAGCCAGCUCUUCCAGGCGAGCGAUGCGCCACUGUACCGGGUCGGGUGGACGACGAUCAUCGCGUUGGCGUCAGUGGCGUUGUUUUUCAGCGUGUUUGCCGUCGUGCAGUAUUGGGUUUUGAAUCGGUGGGGGGAGGGUCGUAGCGGGGAGAUUGACGGUGGGAGGAGGGAGCUGUAUCAUUUGUGA
Messenger RNA from Rasamsonia emersonii CBS 393.64, 1347 nucleotides. RefSeq lists its product as uncharacterized. The record is from RefSeq and is a predicted model, not a curated record. NCBI's taxonomy places the organism in Eukaryota, Fungi, Ascomycota, Eurotiomycetes, Eurotiales, Trichocomaceae. Gene Ontology annotation, cellular component: membrane. Gene Ontology annotation, molecular function: transmembrane transporter activity. Bases 1 to 1347 code for a protein of 448 amino acids. The transcript is spliced from 6 exons.